Plectropomus leopardus (leopard coralgrouper) is the source of this 903-nucleotide messenger RNA. NCBI's taxonomy places the organism in Eukaryota, Metazoa, Chordata, Actinopteri, Perciformes, Serranidae. The record is from RefSeq and is a predicted model, not a curated record.
AUGAAUCUCUCGCUGCCCUCCCUCCUGCUCAGUCUGGGAGGAAAAUGUCUGCUCAACUGGAGCCUGGUGUUUCUCCAGAGGAACCACAUCUGUAAAAACUUCCUCGGGGUUUUCAGCGUUUCCCUCGCAGUCAUCGACACACUGCUGACCUUCUCUGUCACCGCCCUCCACGUCCCCGCUGACGGACACGUCCUCCUGCUGGGCCUCAGGCUGACCAGGUACCACGUGUGUCUGCUGGUUCAGGUCUGCGGACAGGUCUACAGCGCUCUGCAGUGGCCUGUCGCAGUCGUGGCCGGUUUGGAUCAUUUCUUCGCCGUCACUGGAAGGCUGCAGCCGAGCAGGGCCGGGGUCAGAGGGAUUGUUUGUUUGGUUGUGAGCGGCCUCCUGUGGUGCCUCGCAGCUCUCUACAUCUUCCUGCUGUCUGACUUCACUCCCGUCAUGGAGGACGUCCCUCACACCCUGAUACACCGGUGCUGGGUCCUCCACUCCUCUCAGAUCCUGCAGGUUUUUAUGUUUCUCCUCCUGACUCUGGGUUGUGCAGCACUGCAUGCUGGGAGCAGUGUGCGAUUAUUAAAAACACCUCCUCUGAGAGACCAAAUUACAAACAAAAGUGGAGCUCGCUGCAGGAGGAGUGUUGCUCAACAAGCCCUGCGUAUAUUUCUGGACACAUGGGCUUUAUUUUUGCUUUUUCUGGCCGUGCUCCUGCUGCUGCCGCUGGGAAUACCUGCAUACCUGGGUCUGAGCGUGGCCUGGCUCUGCUUCAUCAACAGCCUCCUGAUUGCACUCGUUUUAUGUGCCGUCUGUCCGGCCUCGCGGCUCGCUCAGGGCCUGGCAGCCGCUCCUCCCGACAGCUUCUGUGAGUGGAGAUUUAAAUUUAGCCCGGCCACAGAGGACAGAUCAUGA